Arachis duranensis is the source of this 1016-nucleotide messenger RNA. Its product is annotated as eukaryotic translation initiation factor NCBP. Lineage: Eukaryota; Viridiplantae; Streptophyta; Magnoliopsida; Fabales; Fabaceae. Gene Ontology annotation, cellular component: cytoplasm; eukaryotic translation initiation factor 4F complex. Gene Ontology annotation, molecular function: translation initiation factor activity; RNA 7-methylguanosine cap binding. Gene Ontology annotation, biological process: translational initiation. The record is from RefSeq and is a predicted model, not a curated record. The transcript has 6 exons. The coding region runs from base 108 to 782 and encodes 224 amino acids.
AAAAUGAAACGAUAGAAUAAUGAUUUGAAGACGCCAACAUGAAGACACGAAGAUUAAACACACAACACAAUAAGGGGAAAAGGGGAUUAGGGUUUUAGCAGCCGAUAAUGGAUUUCACAGCGGAGAAGAAGGAAUUGGAGAGCAACAACAACAACACUAACUCUGACACUGCUCAGCGAACCCUAGAUUCUUCUUCCGAAGUCGAGGAGCGCCAUGCUCGUGAUCUUAAAGCUGGUCUUCACCCUCUAAAGCACAAAUUUGUAUUUUGGUACACACGGCGAACACCAGGAGUUCGAAAUCAAACAUCAUAUGAGGAUAACAUUAAGAAGAUUGUUGAUUUCAGUACUGUUGAAGGAUUUUGGGUUUGCUAUUGCCAUCUUGCUCGACCUUCUUCUUUGCCUAGUCCAACAGAUUUGCAUCUUUUUAAGGAAGGAAUCCGACCCCUAUGGGAGGACUCUGCUAACUGCAAUGGUGGUAAAUGGAUUAUACGGUUCAAAAAAGCUGUUUCGGGUCGUUUUUGGGAGGACCUGGUUCUUGCCUUAGUAGGUGACCAAUUGGAUUAUGGAGAUCAGAUAUGUGGUGCAGUACUUAGCAUUCGUUUUAAUGAAGAUAUACUUAGCGUCUGGAAUCGCAACGCUUCUGACAAUCAGGCUGUAAUGGCUCUCAGAGAUUCCAUUAAGCGCCAUUUAAAGCUUCCUCAUGGCUAUAUUAUGGAGUACAAGCCCCAUGAUGCCUCCCUAAAGGACAAUUCAUCUUACAGGAACACUUGGUUGAGAGGCUAGCCGUACACAUUCUUUGUCAACAUUGUGAGACAGUUAACAUUGUUACUGAUUUACGUAGUUUCAUUAUAUUUAGUUCACUCAGCUUUGCAGUCAACAUGUUCAUGUCCACCCAGUGUUUAGUUGUAAAUAAUUUUUAUCUCUCUUAUCCUAUCCUUUUUGAAGGAGAAGCAUUUUCAUUCAGAUGAUAGAUUGAUUAACUCUUAACGCUUAAUAUGAAUAUUACAUUUUAUGCAA